Molecule: messenger RNA, 2748 nt
Organism: Eublepharis macularius
Lineage: Eukaryota; Metazoa; Chordata; Lepidosauria; Squamata; Eublepharidae
Product: zinc finger protein 436-like
Exons: 3
Coding region: 104-2134 (676 amino acids)
Biological process (GO): regulation of transcription by RNA polymerase II
Molecular function (GO): RNA polymerase II cis-regulatory region sequence-specific DNA binding; DNA-binding transcription factor activity, RNA polymerase II-specific
Source: RefSeq, a predicted model, not a curated record
AAAAAUUACCAGAAGUGCUUGUCUGUGGCUGUAUCAUAAUGAAGCAGGCCAGGUUUGGGAGUCUAACCAUAAUGCCAGGAUAGCCUGUGGCCUGAGAAGGAAAAUGACAACAGGACACAAAGAUGGGUCUAUACUGAGCAUUCAUUUAGAUCACGUGCAGGGGAAAGGCAUGAAGGGGUCAGAUAUGGACCUAGCAGGAAAAGGCUGCCUUGGUGCCCAAGCUGGUGGCAUGAAGAGAGUCAGGGAAGGAAUUGCUGUAGAACGUGUGAAAGAGGAGCCAGACAAAGGACUGCCACAGAGGUGGGAAGCCCAAUGGCAGCAGUUCCUGAAAGUAGUGGAGACUCCCAGUUCAGAAGAAGGGCAUUUGGAACUGCCUGGACAGCAGAGAUACACAGGCUGUUCUCAGUCCCCCCUUGAUGCAAGUCAACAGCUUAUUGGAGAUGAGGUCCCUCAGCUCCUGUUUGGUUCCCUCAAGAAGGGCCAACCACCUGAAGAUGUAUCGGUGGCCAAAGACAAGGCAGCCUGUAAAAAAAUAAAAGAUGAGUUCUCAGAUGAGGACGGAUAUGAACAAGUGAUCUUGGGCGAGGAUGCUGUAGGCUGGGAUGCAGAGCGCCAAAGAUUCCGGCAGUUCUGCUACCAGGAGGCCAAGGGGCCACAGGAAACUUACGGUGAACUCCAAAGUCUUUGCCAUCAAUGGCUGAAGCCGGACAGACACACCAAGGAACAGAUCCUGGAGCUGGUGAUCUUGGAGCAGCUGCUGACCAUCCUGCCUCCAGAGAUCCAGAGCUGGGUGAAGCAACAUCGGCCAGACAGCUGUCCACGAGCAGUGGCACUUACUGAGGAUUUUCUGCUGAUCCAGAAACGAGAGGUGCCAGGACCACUCCAGGCAGAGGUGGCCAAUUUCCCCAAAGCAGAGGGACCUCCACUGAAUUCCUGCCAGUGGCCACUCUUCAAAGAGAUCAAGCAGGAAGACCAAAGGGAUCCCACCUUGCCAGCAGGUGGUGGUGAGGAGUUGCGUGGGGAAAAGGACAACCAGGGAGGAAGUUGUGGUGAAGCAGAGCCCCCCUGGAUGUUUUCUGGAGAAGCUGAGCUGACCGAUUGCUUCAGGUCAGGAGAUGCCUCCGAGGACUCCCCACAAAAGCGAAAGGAGGGAUUGAUUGAUUUUCAGGGGUGCAAAAACGGACUCAGUGAAGAGAUGGACCAACCACAGAUCCUCAUGGGUGAGCCGGAAAAGAUGCAUAUUCAGCAUGGAGAAGUCUUUCAGUACCAACCUGAGUUCAUUGACCAUCAGCCAAGUCAUAUGGAGGAGAAAACAUACGAACAUUUUGACUGUGUUGUUCCUCAAAGGGUACCCAUGGGAGAGAAGCCAUACAUAUGCUCUACAUGUGGGAAGAGCUUCACUGAACACACCAUCCUUGUUGCUCAUGAAAGAACUCACAGCGCGGAGAGCCUGUUCAAACCUAUAGAUGCCAGCCUCUAUUUCUCUUGCAGUUCAUUGCUGAUCAAGGAUACGAGAGCACCUGUAAGGGACAGACCAUAUCAGUGCACCAACUGCGAGAAGUCCUUUGGGACCAGGGCUAUCCUUAUCAGCCACAAGAGGACCCACACGGGGGAGAAACCAUACAGAUGCCCCGAGUGCGGGAAAUGCUUCAGCAUGGCCUCUGCUCUCAUUAGACACAAGCGGACCCACACAGGGGAGAGGCCAUACAAAUGCUUAGAGUGUGGAAGGUGCUUCGGGGACCGAUCUGGCUUUAAUACGCACGCACGCACUCACACAGGAGAGAAGCUGUACCGGUGCCUGGACUGUGGGAAAAGCUUUGGGCGGCAAGCACACCUGGUCGACCACGAGAGGACCCACACGGGUGAGAAGCCCUACCAGUGUCCGGACUGCGAAAAGUGCUUCAGCAGCCUGUCGAUUCUUAUCAAGCAUAAGAGAACCCACACGGGCGAGAAACCCUACCAGUGUUCCUUCUGCACCAAAAGCUUCAGCCAGAGCUCGAGCUGCAUGAAACACGAACGGACCCACACGGGAGAGAAGCCAUACAAAUGCUCAUACUGUGGGCAAAGCUUCAGUCAGAACUCGAGCUGUGUGAGGCACGAGAGGACCCACUCUGGAGAGAAGACUCUCAAGUGAUUGCCCCCCCCCCCCAUCUUUCAGAUGUUCUUCUGCAUCCCAGAUUACCAGAACUGGGUCUGCCCCCAAAAUGUGGCAAUCAAAAACUUCAUUUGGAGCUAAAUGAGAUGUUCAGUGGAAGAUCUGGAUCACCUGGAUCCGAUACUCUGGUUGUCUGCAGAAUAACUUUGAAGUCAUGGGGUGGGGUAUGAUUUGGAGAGUCUUUAACUCUUCCCUCUCCCUUAGCUGCUCUUCUCCAGUACUUGGAAUUGCUGGGGGAGGGCAGUUGGGAGAGGAGAGCUCGAAAACAAAAAUGGCAAGUUGGGGAAGAAUUUAUCUCCCGCCACCAGUUUUUAGAUGCUUGAAGAUCCUGGGCACCUGCUAAAUACCUAGCUUUGCAUUCCACCUUUAGGGCUCUUUGUGCAUGGCUGAACACACCAAGGGAAAGCUUAAUAUAAAGAAGACUGAGCAUAUUUUGUAAUCAUGCAAGCGUGCAAAUUUGAUACUGGGUGGCCCAAAGAAGAAAAGAUCAGGUGUUUCUAGCAGACAAGUAACAGCAAAAAGAGGCUGCUCCGGUACAGAGAACACAAACCAAAGAGUGGAAGAGCCACACCGGAGACUCAGAAGAAAAAGGU